AUGUUUCCAAAAUUUCAAGCACGCGACCCAGUAUUUUCUGACACACCGUUUUUACAGUCAUCCGGCAUAAACGCGAAGCUUCCGCCUGUGGCUUACAUCAAAGCUAUCGACGUGUGGAUAGGAGCUUGCCUGACGUUUAUUUUCUGUGCACUGCUCGAGUUCGCCCUCGUCACAUACGUUGCAAAUCGAACACAACCAAAAAGUGCUGCCUAUUUAUCUCCACUCUUUUAUAUAGAUAAAUAG
Strongylus vulgaris is the source of this 243-nucleotide messenger RNA. Lineage: Eukaryota; Metazoa; Nematoda; Chromadorea; Rhabditida; Strongylidae. The record is from the annotation of a GenBank genome assembly.